Molecule: messenger RNA, 3030 nt
Organism: Scheffersomyces stipitis CBS 6054
Lineage: Eukaryota; Fungi; Ascomycota; Pichiomycetes; Serinales; Debaryomycetaceae
Gene: MNL1
Product: Mnl1p
Exons: 1
Coding region: 1-3030 (1009 amino acids)
Source: RefSeq, a predicted model, not a curated record
AUGGAUAACGAUUCAGACAUCUACCAGUACCUGUCUGAGCCUUCACAACGGUACGGCUACCAGGAUGGCGAAACGUUUGAUUUCCAGACGAUCCAGGAGAACCACCAUGACGUUAAGGACAGCGAAAUAGUCCAUUCAGACAUCGAGGAGAACCUCAAUAGAGAUCUUGAAAAUGGAGGAUUAUCAAAUGGAAAGACACUAAACCACACUUCCAGUAACAACACCAUCAAUAAUAGCAUCAAUAAUUACAACAACAAUAUCAAAAACAUCAAUAACAACAGUAUGAGUCUGCAUAACAAUACAAACACUAUCAAUAAUACCAAUAAUUACAACAAUAACAAUGUCAGCAAUACUAUAAAUUCAACAGACUAUGAGUCAAUCUUUGCUCUCAACUCGUUUGGACUUCCCAGCAAUGCCCUCUUUGGCGGAACUGAUCCGCUGAACAUCGUCUAUCGUCCCAACAACAUGAUCAGUAAUCUUGAAUCACCGGAGAACUUCCCUGGUGUUGAUUUUGAGCACGCAGCAGAAAACCAGAAUCAGGCUAAUGUUUCGUUUUCGAUGCCUGGAGCUUUUCACGAUGGUGAUAAUAUGGAUCUUGAUGAGUCGCCGCCGUUUACAAUCGAACUGGAGACCUAUUAUGAUCCACAUAUCGAAAGUACCUCUAUCAAUCACGAGACUGAGUCAUUGUUUAAAGCCAAUGGAAAUGCCAAUACUAACGUGGGAAACACUCUUUUGGCACCUCAGCAACGAACUCCAACUCAACGGAUUGAGUCCUCGUUUUCACCAUUUGACAAUUCUUCACGAGUUUCAUCUUUUCGGGUCGAGAACGGGAAUGGUAUCAACCCAAACGGAGGAUUUGUGUUCAACCAUGUGACCACCAACGCCGAUAACGGCGUUAACCAAUCAGGUCCGGUACUAGGAUCUGUAGACAAUUACUAUUCCAAUAUCAAUGGAAAUAGCAACGCCAAUAAUAUUGGCAACACUAAUAAUAGUAGCGGCAGCAAGAAUGGUAAUGAUAACAGUAACAGUAAUGGCAAUGGAAACGGAAACGGAAACGGAAAUUUCAACAACAACAAUAUCAACAAUACCACACCUAAUAGUCAUAACACGAACAGUGUCUACAAUACUAAUAAUGGAAACUACUUGAGCGUUCAUUCAAAUAUCACUGGUAAUGCUUUUUCCAAUGCCUCGUUGGGACAAAACAGCAACAAUAAUUUCUACAAUGAACUCUCUCCCAUCACCACCACCACCUCGCUCACACCUUCUAUCAGCUCCGUUCAUUCUACUCAGCCGUCUUUCUUCUCAGCACACCAAUUCCUAACUCGUAAUUCGCUUGAUCAAGGUCCUCCUACUCAUCUUGUGUCUUCUUCGUUUGACUUAUUCAAUAAGGGAAGACCUUCAAUGGACAGCCAGCAGUCGUCGUCUCGUAGAAACCCCAGCAGUGGUCGCUACACGAGUUUCACCAACUCGUUGACCAAUAUGAUUCCGUUCAUGGGGGACAGAAACCAGCGAUCUCCAAUUUCUGGACCUCCUUCUCCACAGUCGCAAAACUCAUCUUCUUUCAUGUCUCAACCUCCUCCUCAGCAGCCUCGCCAUUUGAUCCGUAGUAUCUUCAAAAGCAACUCUGCUCCUAACAAUGUCCAGGCUGCCAACGACGAGCUCACCAAUGCUUUUGUCAUUGACGAGUCCAGUGAUCCGUUCGUUUCUGGAAGUGGAAACACCGAAGACUUUUUGAUGAUGAGCCCCACAAAAGAGGAGCCUGAGCUAGAAGCAAUCGAUGUUUCUGUUCAGCCAAAGAAAGCAAAGAGGUCCAAGAGAAGUUUGUUCACACGUUUCAAAGGUCCUUCCGUGAAACAAGAGCCGAUAGACGAGAACGAGAUGUUGAUGAUUGAUGAGUUUGCUGUGAAAGAGGGCGAGAAUUUGGACAAUUCCACUUCGACAAGUGGGCCAUUCCAGCCCACUUCCAUAAGUCGCACUCCUUCAACAGCCACAGGCAACUUCCUUGAUUCUGCGUCUCUGAGUAACACUUCUCAUAACCAGCUGCAACUGCAAUUGCUUCCACAGUCGCAAACUCAGCCUCAGAAUCCUCAAUCUCAGGAGCCAGACUAUGCAUCGCUCUUCGAAAAUGUUGGUAAACGUAAGAUCGUGAACACCUCUAGUUACAGAAAAAGUAAGACCAAGGUCAAGAACGAAGAUGGAACCACGAGCAACAAUUCUAAUUCCACUGUAGAAAACUCACCCAUCUUGAACGUCUCCUUGGGAAAUAAAAAAAUAAAGACGGAUUCAGAAAUUGGAUCGGGAAAUAAUUCCGGACAUACUACUGAGAAAUCCUCAUUGCACAACUUAAGAUUGUCCCACCAGCGGUCCAACCAGAGUAGCGGUAACAACAUCUCUGUUAAGGAAGAGUACAGUGACCGAGGCAGUGUUGGAGGCAUGAGUCUGAAAUCGAACACCUCGAAAGAUAAUAGACUCCACCCUCAAAGUUCUGAGGAAGUAGACAUUUCAGACGAUGAAUCCACAACAUCAACAACUGCUUCAUCCAACUUUGCUACUGCCUCGAAGAGAAUUCUUGGAUCCAAGUUGAUGAAGAAGAAGACCUCACCUGUAAAAAUGCCUGUGGCUACUGUGAUUAACAAGGGAGUGGAGGUAGAAGUUGAUUUGAAGUCGCUAGAUUUACCUCCCAACACGCAGAUCUUCCCCACCAGUAUAAUAAAUUCCAAGAAUAGAACCAGGGGUCGUAAGGAAAACAAAGAAGCAGAUAUGGUUGAUCUGACCAAGAUCUACUUGUGUAACUAUUGUUCACGUAGAUUCAAGCGACAAGAACAUCUCAAAAGACACUUCAGAUCGUUGCAUACUUUUGAGAAGCCAUACGACUGUACGAUUUGCAAUAAAAAAUUUAGCAGAUCUGAUAACCUUAACCAGCAUUUGAAGAUCCACAAGCAGGAAGAAGAAGCUGCUGCUCUUGAAAAGGAGCUUUUAGAACAGGGUUCUAUGGCUAAGACUAAAGUAGAAGACGAGCUAAUGGAGUAG